Messenger RNA from Suillus subaureus, 1158 nucleotides. RefSeq lists its product as uncharacterized. Bases 167 to 1066 code for a protein of 299 amino acids. The transcript has 6 exons. Lineage: Eukaryota; Fungi; Basidiomycota; Agaricomycetes; Boletales; Suillaceae. The record is from RefSeq and is a predicted model, not a curated record.
CGUGUAGGUAAUCCCCUGCUCCCGUGUUUUCCAACGUCCCUUCCUCGAGCCACCUCUGGAGGUGUUCUCGUUUGUACUUGACAUUAAUAUUCUCUACUAUCUCACAUCCUGCAUUAUUUUAUCGAACGAACGGACGGCGGCCCUACAAUCAUUGUAUAGAUCUGUCAUGGAAUCUUUCCCUGUAUUUUUCAAGGUUCGAGCUGUAACUUUCAGCUCCGUCAUUCUCAUUAGCUUUCUGUGGACUGUACUUCUUUCAGUUCAAGUUUACACCCGCUGGGACAUAUCUGACCGCUGCAGUCGUGAGCUGUCCAAUCACAGUUAUUGUACUGAAUGUCUGCUGAGAUGGGGCCCAUGUCAAUCAGGCUCGUUAACCGCUGUCUUCCUCUUGACCAAUGCGACAACAAUCCUGAUUCUACCUUUCCUAUUACUACUUGAGUUCCGAGUGUGGUUGGAUGCCGCUCGAAUAUUAUUACUUGUAAUAGGACAAAUAGGAUCUGCUGUCGCUUUCACUUACUGGAAUCCUCAAAUACAAUGCCCAGAUCAAACAGCCGACCAGCAAGGUGUCUGCAAAUUGAUCAACUUCUACAUGCUCAUGGGCUGUUGGGUAGUUCCUAUCAUAUUUAUUCUAUAUGCCAGCUACUUUGCUGCCAUGGUUUACCGCCAGUCGAGGAUACCCGUGGUGGUCGAGUCGCGCGAAAAAACCUUUACGGGUAUAGGGUCACCUCUCGUGGUAGACCCAGAAAUGGCGAUCGCUUCGCCCCAUCUUCCUGUUCUCGACAUUCGGGCUUCAAUGCCACCACUUCGCACUUUGUCAUCUGACUCUGUGUUGUUCCCACGUCCGGAGGCAAAUAUUGCAUCUCCACUCACGACCACUGCCAUGCCACGUCGUGCCUCUCGUGAUCCGCAUUCGGUUGUCUUGCAACCAGGAGCACUCGAUAAACGGGAUUCGCAGUCUCCUCAGCGACACAUGUCUCUCGCGCCGUCAUUCGCUGAAUUUGUACAGGGUGAAAGUAAUGCUCGCAAGUCGGGGCGAUUGUCAAAACCCCUACCACCCUGGUGUAUGUAACUAUCAUGAUAGUCUACUUAGAUUCCACGUACUAGUAAUCAAUCAAUAUGUAAUAUUGUAAACACGGCAAAGCCCUAUCGACCUAGAUCUAU